Molecule: messenger RNA, 14946 nt
Organism: Ylistrum balloti
Lineage: Eukaryota; Metazoa; Mollusca; Bivalvia; Pectinida; Pectinidae
Product: dmX-like protein 2
Exons: 46
Coding region: 1-9990 (3329 amino acids)
Biological process (GO): vacuolar acidification
Cellular component (GO): RAVE complex
Molecular function (GO): protein binding
Source: RefSeq, a predicted model, not a curated record
AUGAACCGACAUCAAGUACUCACGGGUGCUUGCAAUUCUGGAGAUCAGUGUUAUUCGGUUGGAAGCGUCGAAGGAAUCCAUUUCACGGCAUAUGCUGCAGGAUGUGACAUUGUGAUUUUAGCCAGUGAUUUCCAAAGAGUUCAGAUCAUCCCAGGUGUCACUCAUGGAAAUGUUAAGGUCAACUGUAUCGAUUGUUCUACAGACACAGGCAAGAUUGCAGCCUCCUACCAAAACAAAGUGUAUGUGUUUGAGCCAACGCCUCUCCUCCACCAUGAGAGCACCCAUAAGCUGGACUAUCAAUGGUACCAGACAUCCAUGUUUGAGACAAACUGCUUUAUCAAUUGUAUCACAUGGAACAUGGAAGGCUCAAAGCUGCUGACAGCAGGGGACACCAUGCAGAUCUGGGUCCAUAACCAGGACAGCGGAAAUAGUCCUGGGGGACACCAUGUCCAGUUUUCCAUGGGGGAGGAAGAUACCCACACUUCCACUGGCCAGACAAAUCCAUUAGACAGUGACCACUUAGCACCGGAGGUCCAUGAAGAAAGCAGUUGGGAUUGUAUCUGGAGUCAGAAACCAGCCACACCAAUCUAUCACAUCAAGUUUUCUCCAGAUGGAUUGCUGUUUGCUUCUGCAGGAAAGGCGGAUCGACUUGUAAAGAUUUGGCAUGAAGAUAGAAAAUUACAAUUGCCUCUGAUGCGAGCCGAUAGUACAGUUAGUCCAAAGAAGGAAGUGCACCACUAUUCCUUUGUGUACAUUGCCCAUCCCCGUGCUGUCACUGGCUUCUCCUGGAGGAAAACAAGCAAGUACAUGCCAAGGGGCUCAGUAGCCAACAUGCUUGUGACCUCCUGUGCCGAUAAUGUGUGUCGACUGUGGUGUGAAACCAUCCUACCUGAUGAUGGGCUUGUUGACUUGGAACAGUUUGAUCCUGCCACGACUUCUGAAAGAAAAUUUCACACUCACCGACAUAAAAAACGUUUUAUGCAACGUUUGAAAACCAUCAGACAUGCCAUUCACAAGCGAAGAAAGCAUCACAAAUUUGGACCUGAUACACUGAUGAGUAUGGCCAACCUUUCCAGCAUUAACAGUGCAGGCAGUAUACAUGAUUUUCACAAAUUUGCUCUCCACAACAAUGGUGUAGCACCACCUCUACACUUCCAUUUAGCUGCCAGUAUCAACCCAGAAACAGAUAUCCCUCUCUUACCAGUUGUUGGUACAAAGGGUGAAGCCCAGCAUAACUUCCAGCUUCACUGGCUUAAUAAUAAGGAGCUACAGUUUACAAUGGAGGCUGAGGUGAUCCUACAAGACCUGCACAAGUCCAGCAUGAGCCAUCAACACAAUGAACAAGACAUUGGGUCAGACAGCGAUGGCUUCCCUGAACACACAUCACACGCCACACACAAUGGAGAGGAGCACGAUUUAGAAGGUCAUCCUAAAAAGAAGAAGUCUGGUCUCUUCAAGAAGAAGCACAAGAGUCAUCGGAGUCCAAAAGAAACCAAAGAACUCGGGAAUUUUGCUGAGAGUCAGUCCAGCAUCACAUCUGAACAGGGAGACCACAUGUCGGAGGGCACUUCCAGUGGGGGAAUGUCCCCGGAUGGUUCAGUGAUUGAUUCCUUAGACAGAAAGAUUGAAGGUCUUCUGAAGGACUGGCAUCAGAGUGCAGACAUGUUGUUUAGUAUACACCCUGUGGAUGGUAGCUUCCUUGUAUGGCUUGUUGAUUGGAUGGACGAGUACAACCCAUACUGUUUCCGUCAGGCCCAAGUCAGCUUUUCAUCGUGCCUUCCACGUGCAUUUCCAGUGCCAGAUGCCCGGACGAUGGCAAGCAAUCUCCUUAUGUACUGUAACUACAGUAAAAUGGACAUAAAAUCAGCCAUGCGUAUCAGUGAAAACCGGUUUUCCCCCUGUAACCCUACAGCCCCUACAAAAAUACAGCCCCAACCUGCUCCGGCCACUGGGAAAUGUUUCCCUGGACAGAAUGAUAACAUGCUUAUACCUAAUGUUUUACUUAUCACUAAACACUUCAAUGGUUCCUUAAACCAAUGGCAGAUCAGUUUUGCAGAUAGUUCGAAAUUCUCAACAGUAGUCAGUGUUGCCCAUGCAUCAAGGGCAUGUGGACAUAGAUUCCGGACAAAUUCUGCAGCAUGUCACCCAGUAUUACCCUUGUUAUUGACAACAUCACACCACAAUGUCCCCAAACCUCUGACACCAUGUAACGGGGAUCACCAUAGCAAUGGUAUCGGUGAUGACAACAAUGAGGAAGGUUGUGGAGGAUUACCUGGUCAGGAAAGCCUUGUAGGGGGUGUGGAGUUCUGCAGUGAGCUGAUUCUCUGGCGAGUAGAUCCAGUUGGACCUCUUUCUAAGUCAGGUGGAAUCAUAGAGUUGGCUCGUAUCAACUCCCCGCAGCUGUCUGCCUUCGACAAUGUUGCAUGGGUGCCUACACUCCUACCCAGUUCUACACUAGGAUCCUACAGUAACUCACCCAGUGCCCUGUUUGUGGCCUCUAAUGGGAACAGUUUGAUGAUGUAUCAGGCAGUUAUUGAUGCUCGUACUCUACUCCUUGAGAUGGGAAGUCAGAAAAAAGAUAAGGGGAUGAGUUUUUCCAGUAAUACUAGCUCUGGGUAUAGUGUAGAGACCCCGCGAGCUGCUGGUGAACUGUUUAACAUUGUCAGUCUACAGUCUUCUGCCCGACCGGGCUGUAUCAUUGAAAUGGAAGCCAUUGCUGAUGCCAAGCAGGACUGGCAGCAGACACAGCUGCUUCACGUCUUCCAAGAACAGUUGGUAACAGGACGUCCAAGUAACAAUCCUAAUGGAAUGGAAGCCAUUGUUGACCUGAGAGAAUCGGGAUCCUUCUCAGAAAACUUUUACCUGGUAGUAUUGGAAAGAAAUAAGGAUAAAGGUUCUACCAUCCAUAUGUGGAAGAUCAAUAUUGCAUCACAGACUGGUCUCCAGGAUGGUAACCAAAGCCGACACUAUGUCCCAGAUAACAACUUUGUACAGGAGGAUGAGUCAGACACUGACUCCUACAUAGGGUCACCGGUUGGUGGACUGCCCAAAUCAACUGCCGUGGUUCGACUCACCUUCUCCACAACAAAGGUGUGUUCACAGCCUCUCUCUCUACCUGAUGGUGUGAGUGUUGUUAGCGCCUCAGUCUCAGCUGGCCAUCUUAGCUCUGCCUCCAUCUACCCAGCAUGCCUUGCUCCUUACCUGCUGGCAACAGCAUGUUCUGAUGGUAAGACACGCUUCUGGCGAUGCAACUUGAAAGCUGCGCAUGCAUUAAACCAUUAUGAGAUGACAUGUAGCACAACAAGUUAUGAACUAGCUGUAGAGGAAGAAGACGGAAUACGGCGACCCACUGUCUCCACAGUAACACGUAGUGAUGUUAUGGAUACAACUUUCUCCUGGGCAGAAUGGCACAUGAUGGGGCAGUCUGAAGCAAGCUUGUUACAUGUCCGAGGUCACCCCAUUUCUGUGAGCUGUGCGUACAGUGGCCGGGUGGCUGUUGCUUAUCGUCUGGGUGGUGUGCGGUCAGCCCCAGACAAUGACAACAAAUAUGUCAACCUCUAUGUUGCUGUGUAUGAGUGUGAAUCAACAGGAGGUUCUGAGUGGACACUGGAGGAUACCAUAGAAUUAAAAAACAUAAGUAUUCCUGACCCUAAAGCAGAAAUAGAUCUCAAUUUUAUAUUUACAUCAGAAAAUCAUUCUUCACGAUCAUCACACUACGAGGAUGAUAGUCCUGGGACGCUGUCUCCGUCAUCCUCGCUUGUUAAUAUGACUCGAACAAAGUCGGUACCCAGCCUCAGUACCAUCUUCACAGUGAGGAAGUGUAUAGCGGAACAUGGCAACAAAACUGGUAUGUUACAACAGAAACAUUUAGUUCAGCUUGACUGGGUAUCCACAGAGGAUGGAAAUCAUAUCUUAACAGUAGGUGUCGGGUCACGUAUACUCAUGUACUCCCAGGUAUCCAAUGACAUUGUACAGUCUUCCAAACGUGGUAUCUCAGGUCAGACUACUGACAAAAAGAACACUCAGUCUUUCAGUCAGUCCAUGAAGGAUGUCGGCCACAGACGUAGUGUGUUCCAGAAAUCCAAGUCUAUGGUGGUAGAUGAUCGCCAGGAGGAGAUUAAGUGGAUGAAACUGCGCUCAAUAGAUCUAUCAACAGCUGAUGGAUUACCUCCCUUACCAAUGCAUUUGUCAUGGGUUCGGGGUGGGAUCUUGGUUGUUGGUAUGGACAAUGAAAUGCAUGUGUACAGUCAGUGGAGAGGAGCAGGUACUAAUGAUGUUCUACCUGUGGAGGAAAAUGAUCAAAGGAGUUUUGAGGAUGCUGGUCUCUCCAUGAACAUAUCUAGUCUAAAACCUCAGCAACAUUUUAAACCUUCAUAUUCCAUGCCAAGUUUCAAGCAUUUGAACACACUGAGUUUAAAAAAAGAGAAGUUACAAGGCUCUGAAUCUAAUCUCUUAAGGUUUAGUUUGUCAAAGGACAAAAGUGAAAGUUUGACUAGCUUGUCAGCCAUUCAUGAGUUUGGACUAUUUGAGGCGGCUCGACAAGCAAAUCCAGUCCUACCACAGUACCAUCCUAAAAAGCUGAUGGAGCUUCUAAAUUUUGGUAAAAUACGGAGAGUGAAAGCCAUACUUGCCCAUUUAGUUCGAUAUGUCGCUGGUGGGGAUAUACACCAGAUGGAGGAUACUGAGGACUAUGAUAAGGAAGACGCAAAAUGGAAUCAGAAUCGUCCUCGAGGGAUUUCAGUCAGUGGUGCUAGUCCUUGUGACAUGCCACGUCUUCAGGAGGAACUCAAACUGGAUUACAAGGAGAUCAGCUCCAUUCCACCUCUCCCUAUGUAUGCUCUUCUAGCUGCAGAUGAGGAUAACACAGUCGCUAAAGCUGAUACCAUCACUUCUGGGGGUCAAGUCAGCACGGCCAUGGAGCAAGACUAUGGUGAUCUAUUUGAUAGUGGCCCUAAUCUGGAUGAUGACCUGGACACAACAAUUGGAGCAUCAUCUGCGGAUAGUCGUACAUCACGGACGAGACUACAGUCCACUGUUACAGCUUCUCGUCAAAACCCAUACUACUUUGGUCCGGAGUACUCACUGGCACUGACUAGUCACCUAACCCAUACACAGCUUCCUGGAUUGUCCAGUCUUGACCAGAUGUAUUUGCUAGCGCUUGCUGACACUGUAGCCAACACCAAAAUGGACUUUGCUGAUCGCAUGGAAACAGAUAAACCAGAUUCCAGUAUGCAGGAGAAUUUAAAGGCAGGAAAUGCUGCUGAGUCUAUGGAUGACUGUGGUUUAAGAUUUAUUCUAGCGAUGCGACAUCACACCUACCUGCUGCGUACGCUACAGCCCAGACAGAGGAUAGCUCUACAGCAACAAGGGCUAAAGUCUUUUAAUUUGGUGUGGGGCUUCCACUCUGAAGCUACAGAGGAACUGCUCUCCUACAUUCCUGGUGUACAGCGGGAUGAUCCAACAUGGGAGGAGCUGAAACAGUUUGGUGCUGGCUGGUGGAUCAACAACAUCAAUAUACUCAGACGUUGUAUUGAAAAGAUUGCAAAAGCUGCAUUCCAGAGAAGGAAGGACCCAAUGGAUUCUGCAAUAUUUUACCUUGCCAUGAAAAAGAAAAAUGUGCUAUGGGGAUUAUACAGGUCUAUCGAUGAUAAGAAAAUGAUGCAGUUUUUCCGAAAUGACUUCAGCCAAGACAGGUGGAGGAAAGCAGCAUUGAAGAAUGCAUUUGCUCUUCUAGGGCGCCAGAGGUUCACACAUGCUGCUGCUUUUUUCCUGUUAGCUGGGGCAUUGAAUGAUGCUGUUGAGGUGUGCCUGGAUAAGCUCAAUGACAUCCAGUUAGCACUUGUCGUCUGUCGGUUAUAUGAUGGUGAAGACAUGAUGCCUGACAGUGUCAAAAAGAUUCUCUAUAUGAGCAUUCUUGGUUGUGAUGAAAAGGGAGAUAACUAUGACAGCUCUAAAGCUCAUCCUGACCCUUUUCUGCGGAGUAUGGCAAUGUGGUCCCUCAAGGAUUACCGUGGUUCACUGAACACAUUGUUACACUCCAGUGACAGUCAUCACCACAAAGUGGUGGAUAGUGUUGAGCUUGAGGGUCACAAUGCUAUGCCUAGUGUGUUCAACUUCUACAAUUUCUUACGCACACAUCCGCUACUGGUGAGGCAGCGGAUAGCUGCCACAGGUCAAACCAAGAGGAAUAAAAACAUCAUUCCUGGGUUUACACGACAACAGACCGUUGUGUUAGAUGAUAGUUCUGUGUUUGUAGAUAAAGUGACACCCAUGGAAAGAAAACUAUUCUUCACAACAGCUCACUCUCAUUAUAUGAAUGGAUGUCCAUUACUUGCCCUGGAAGUUCUGUCUAAACUACCUCCUGUUAUAGAAGAUAAGAAAGCUCCAGACAUAGACUUUGAAAGUGAGUCAUCGUCCAAGGAUGACUGUAUAAAUACAGGCACACUGGAGGAUGAUUCCACAGAUUGGAGUAAACCUGUUGCUAAUGGGUUUCAGGACACAUCCAGUGGCUUUGACUGGAGCACUCCAGUGUCAUCUGCUAAGGAAACGAUGGACAGUAUGGAUUGGGGGGCACCAGUCAGUAAGUUUGGUACGGAGGAUGAUGUACCAAAUUUCAACAUUUCCUCAGGAGAAGAUGAGGAUGAAGAUGAGGAUGUGAUAUCUACAAGUCAUUCUAAAAAUAAGUUGGAAAAGUUACCUACAAUUGUUGUGGAGGAACCAAGUCCUAUUCUCCAGAGUAGUGAGGAUACAUCCCCAGAAAAACUCCCAGAAAAGGUCAAGGACAAAGGUCAUCAGGUGGACAUCUUUGCCCAGCAGUACAAGUUCAUUGCUUGUCUCAAGGUGCUGAUGGAGGAGAUGCAGACUCUGGCCACAGGGUUUGAAGUAGAUGGUGGACAGUUACGUUUCCAGUUGUACAUUUGGCUGGAGCGGGAAGUAGAGGUCCUGCAAUACCUUUGUAACUAUGGUGAUACAGAUCCUGAAGGUCAGGAAGACGUACAUGCAAACACAGAUGCACUGAAUGGCUACGAUGAUGAGACGUUAAUGGAAGUGCAAACCAGCUUUACACGAUCCAUGUCCCAGCGGUCCGAUUCCUCUUACAAGCCCACACUACACGAAGUCAUUCUGGCUGAAAAGAUGGACUUUGAGGCAAAGCUUGAGAGGAUGGCUCGUCGUAAACAGUGGCUGAGGGCCAACCAACAGUUGCUGCGUACUCUGGCUAGUUACUGUGUACUUCAAGGAGCUGGGGGAGGAGGGCUGGCCUCUGAGUUACAACAAGACAAGCCCCAGCAGCAGUUACUGUCUCCUCUUCCAUUCCCCACCACACUGCCACUGCUGUCAGCCAGUAUUGCAAGUUCUAAGACAGUCAUUGCAGACCCUAUUCAGCACAUCCAGUGUAUGACUCAGGACCUUCUACAUUCCAUUGUUGAGUUGACGGUUCCUCCUGGGCUCGGCAUCAACAUGAACACUGUGCUUGUCAUGCAGAAUCUCAGUGUGGCAUUGUCAUCUUGUAUCUAUCAGUGUCUUUGUGAUUGUGACAGCUUUGUUGUGUCACUGAAUGAAACCCAAGGAACUUCCAUGGAUGGCUUUAUGGCGCACAACUUUAAUAGCAGUCAGGCAGGCCACCUGAUGGCAGGUGUACAGCGAUAUCGCCGCAAGUCAAGCACAGGAGACAAUCUAAUCAACACACCACCUUCAAAGUGGCCAGGAGUUACCUCCCUUAGGGUCUUGCUGGCUCGCGAGAAAGAUGAUGCUGCACCAAAGCUGAACAUUUUAUGCUGUGAGAGUCUGAUCGCAGUGUAUGUGAGUCUGCUAGUGAACGCCAUGGCAAUGUAUGACUGUAACAUGCUGUACCGACUUGUGUCACAUCGGUUUGAACAUCAGAUGUGGGGAGCACUGUUUGGUGGUGGAGUGAAGACUGCUCUGAAGGUGGCUAACAAUCCACAUCCUGUGUCUAUGCGGUCCGGUGAUGACUUGUCCAAAACUAGGAUGAAGCUCAACAUGAAGGUGAUCGGGGCAGGGCCAGGGACGAAGGAAAAGACGACCUUCAGAGAAACAUUUGUGCCCCCAGAACUUAGCAUGAUCUCUUUCUUUAUGACAAAGCCAUUCAAUACCUCAUCAGAUAAGGAAUUCCAGUACGAUUCAGAAGAGUCUUUAUCAGAUGAGGAUGAGCCAUUUGAUGAUGAAGAAGAUGACUAUCUUAGACCUAAAACCUUGCCACUUGCUUCAACCCAUCAGUCCACAGACCCAACGUCCUACUCCUGGGCUCUAAUUCGCUUCUGUGUGGUCAAAGUUAUCUUGCACAAUCUUCAAGUCUUCCUACCACAGAUCGGCAUAGAGCUCCAAGAACUACCUAUCUGCUCCACACUAAUGCAUACAGUGUUAAAAACUCUGGAACAAUGGAUGGAGGUGCUACAGGGAAAACUAGAACUGUUUGCUGGACCACCUGAGGAUUUUAUCGCUGGUCUUCAGUUGGAUGUCGUUACGGGUGUCCCACAGUCAAAGUACCAAGUGUUGCUUCAACCCCAGAAUUCACCCUUCACGGACAGCCAUGUCUGUCUGCCAAUCAAGAGACUUUGGUUCCAUCUGCUUAAACAAGCUGCCCUGAAGGAUGUCUUCCUGCGAUACAUCUACAGGAAGAAAAAGAUUCCGCAGAUGGAGGAAUCUGUGAGUCAAUCUGAUAUUCCUGAUGGAAGCGUGAAGAUACGUGACCCUAUGAAGAUUAUUCACAAGGAACAAGAUAUCAUCACUGCUUUUGCCCUCAAUCAGGCCAAUUCCAGCUUCUUGGUGCUUUCUACACAAAAGGAUGUUGUAGAGCUGGACAUUGGUCAUCUAUUGAACCCACCGUCCUGGAUGGAGGAUGAAAAUGAGAUGGACAUAGAGUUUAUCAGAAAUCCCAACCCUUCAGAGGGAAGUAGCACUGACUUUUUUGUGGUGCAAGCUCCAUCUGACAAUCAGCAAAGUGGAAUGACUUCUGGAAUAUCAAGUCCUCAGACUGGUGCCUCUACCCCUACACACCCUGGAUCUGGGGUCUACUCACAGACAGGAAGGGGCACUAAUGUGGGUAAAGGUAUUCACAUCCCUGGCAUCACAAACCCACAGUUUUCUCAGCACGUUCUGGACCGGAGUCGCCGUCUUCUUACAUUGUUACUACGCCGUCCUGUGUCUGGUGUUAGACGGAUAGGCUCCCAUCCUAACCUUCCACAUUACCUGACUGGCGGAUCAGAUGGAAGCGUCAGACUGUAUGAAUGGGGCCAUGUUCAGCCUCUGGCCAUGCUUAGACAACCAGGCGUGUUUCCAAAAGUAACGAAAGUUCUGUUUAGUUCCCAAGGAAACAAGUGCUGUGUCAGUGAUACAGAGGGAGACAUCUGUUUGUGGCAGGUUGGACUCGGCAGCAACUUCAAUAAACCCAUCAUGAAACUCAAAUGCCAUAACAAGACAACCAGUGACUUUGCAUUUGUGGGGUCAUCAAGUCUGAUAGCUACUGCUGGUCACUCCUCCGAAAGCCGCAAUGUAUGUCUUUGGGACACUCUACUUCCCCAGAGGAGUGCCUGUGUACAUGCGUUUAUCUGCCAUGAACAUGGCUGCCCUGCUGUAGUGUAUGCACCACACCAUCAGCUCCUGAUCAGUGGGGGACGCAAGGGAGAAAUAUGUAUAUUUGACAUCAGACAGAGACAGAUACGCCACACAUUCCAGGCCCAUGACUCUGCUAUCCGGUGCUUGUCUAUGGACCCAGAAGAGGAGUACUUUGUAACAGGAUCGUCUGAAGGAGAUAUCAAGGUAUGGGGCUUGGACGUUCACCAGCUGGUUGUAGGCUUUCCAGGAGAACAUAGCAAAAACACAUUCUUCCGAAAUAUGGGUGCUGCAUCUGGUGUGACUCAAGUUUCUAUUGGCUCAACACAUCACAUGUUCUCCUGUGGAGUUGAUGGGUCAAUGAAGUUCAGGGCCUUACCAGAACGUGAGACAAUUGUAAGGUACUGGUCUGCCACCUAGAGCUGUACAAGGUGACAUUUAGGAUACAGCUUUGUCCAUCUCCAUGGAGAUCGCCAUGGAGACGGUGGAAUUUUCCACCACACUUUGUUGUGAUUAGAAACGGAUUUGAAAUGAGACUGUUGAUUUUUUGCCAAGAAUAAAAAUUGUUAUGCUUUCCUGUUACAAUGUAGGUUACAUAUGCUUGAAAAAGUUUAGAACUUUGACUUGUUAUAUUAUGUUGGUGUUUUCCCUCAAAGAAGAAUUAUUUUGUUUUGUUUCUGUUUUUUCUGAAUAUGUGUAUUGAAUUGUUUUGAAUCAGAUUAUUCAGAAGCCAUAUCUUGUAGUCAAAUUGAUUUCUAUUGUAAAAGAACUCUUUUAAGAUGUCUAUUACCAUCAAAGAUUCAAUACCAAUUAAUAUGAAGAGACUGGUAAAAAGUAUGUUUUUGUUGUUUUGCUUGUUAACUAAAUAGAGAUUAAUUGUGAAAUUUGUCAAAAUUUUUAUGUGUAAGAUAUAAAUUGCAUGAGACUAGAUCAACUGCAACAGGACUGGAGAAAAACAGCAAAAUAUUAAAGGGAUGCCAUUUAGAACUGGGGGGAAACCACAUACGACAGAGGCAACCUACCUAGAAUUGAUGGAAACCACAUUGAACUAGAGGGAAACUACAUGGGACAGAGAACAACUACUUAGAACUGAGGUGGUUUUAAAGAGGGAAACUACCUAGAACUGAAGGGUAACCACAUUGAACUAGAGGGAAACUUUAAGGGACAGUGGGAAACUAACUAGAACUGAGGGAAACCACAUUGCAAUGGAGGAAAAUUCCCUAGAAUUGGAGGGAAACCACAUUAAACUGAGGGUAACUACAUUUAUCAGUGAAACUGAGAGAAUGUUCAUAGAACUUGUUUUAAGAGAAAGCACAGACACCAACUACAAACAUGCUACUUGCCCCUUUGAGAGCCGAACAAGAUAUGAUUCAAAAGCAAUAGUAGAUUAUUCCAGUUAAAGAAAAAUUUCAAUGAUAUGAAGAUUUAAAAUUAAGAUUAACAAGUAUGCUGCAUAAAACAUGUUAAUCAAAUUAUUUGCCAGUGAAAUUUGAACUGUGAUAAACAGAUUCUGUGAUAAAAAGAAUUCCUUUGAGAGGAUUAACCUGUUGAUAUGUUACUAAACUUUCACAUCAAUGAAGUUAAGGUUUAAAAUGGUUUGAGGUCAGGUUUUGGAAAGAUUUAGUAAAAUUAGGAGUAAAUACAAGCUUUGAAGAAGUUAUUUGUUUUUUUCAUCUGUUUAAUUAAAAAUAAGUUGAUAACAUAAUUUUUACUUCAGCUGUAACAGAAUGUAACUCUUAAAUGAUCAAAGUUACACACACUUCACAUCUUAAUAGAAACAUCAUUAAUGUCAAAAUGUUCAGAUUAAAUGAGCCUGAGAAAGUCUGUCACAAGAAUUUCUUCCUGAAUAUGCUCAACUGUAGGAUUGUUAUAAAAUGAUCUAUAGAAUUCCUUGUAUAUAAGUUUGAUUUGGAGAUGGUAGUCGAAAUUAUUAUCAUUUCAGAAAAGUUUCAUGCUGGCAUUCAUAUCAUCCCUCCGCUUUCUGUUUUGAUAUCCGCCAUAACAAAUGUAGAGCCACAUUACAGCAAUACUAUAACUGCACAUUAACAAUUCAUAACAUUGAGACAAGGGAAGCAUUUCUUACAGGGUUAGUUCAGCAUACAUGAUAAGGGAAAAGUAUUGGGUGUAUUAUGGCUGAGAUGGUGGAACGUCAAGUCUGGGGGAAAAUUCAUUAAGAACACUUAGCAUUUGAAAGAUUUAAUUAAUAUCACAUUGGUUCCACAUACAUGUAUUAAGAUCUUAACAAUAUCACAUAAGAGUUGUCAAGGUAUUGUCAUGACUACUUGUGACCUUGUCCUGUCUGUCGCUACUUCAGCUUCUCUGUCAUGUUUCAAAAUUUAUUUACAUAAGUACUUAAUGAUUAAUGAUCAUUGUAAAGAGUGAUAUAGAAUAUUUGUAAAUACAUACUAAAGGAGGUUUGAAUAGAGGUUGAUAAUGGAUAUAACUAGAUUUUAGAUAUAUUUGAAUUGUUAAUAAAUAUAAAUAAAUCCAAUAUUGAAUGUGCAUAGUGACAUUGUGUGUGUUAGAGUGAUAGAUCAAAUGCUUGUCUUUAGUCAGUGAUUUCAUUGAUUUAGCCAUUAAAUAUUUAUAUGGUUGCAUCAAUUCAUUAAAAUUGAAUGUGAAAUAAUUGUUUAUUGUCAACAUUAAAGAAAAGGAAUGGCCAUUUUGCUUUUAAAUAUCAAUAAGGAUCCGUGAUUAAGAUCUAUAAUGAAUUUUAUUUAUAUCCGACAUUAAAUAUGCACAAUAUAUCACUUCAUAGUGUGUUAUCAUCUCACCAUGUAGUUAUUUAUUGAUAUUACGUGAGUUUUUACUAUAGAAUUAGAAUAUUCCUAUGUGUAAGGGUCAUAACCUUGUAUAGAGUGUAUUAGUGUUAAUCUUAUUGUAGUCCUAUCUUAUGUUAGGUGAUUUUAGUCGUGACCAGUAAAUAUAAACCAUUUGCGUGAAGGGGUAUAAAAGAAUCCCAGUAGUUCUAUUGGCAGAUAUUUAGAUUCUUUCCCCUAAUGUGAUACUUCUUAAUUGUGUAUCUGAUAUGGUAUAUGAGGCUCAAUGAAUGAAAUAUUUGUUUGAAAAGUCACUUGUUUAAACGCAGUGGUGUUACCAUAGCAAUGGUGUAUUGUGGUAAGAUUACCUGGUUGUCAUGGCAAUGAUGUAAUGAGGUUAGAUUACUUGGUUAUGAAGGCAAUGGUAAGCGGUUGCCAUGGAAAUGAUACAGUGAUGUUUGCUUACGCAGUUACCAAUGACAUGGUGUAGUGAGGUACUCGAAUGAAAACAUUCCAUUUGAUCUUCUUGUCAAAGUCAACAUUAUUUCCUGUCGUUAUUUGUUUGGUAAAAUAUUUGGAGGAUAUUGAUAUAACCACAGUGACAUUCCUUCAUUCCAUACAACUUUCCAUUUUUAGAAUAGCUUUUUCUUUACCAUAGGAAUAACUUCUACCGUUUCAACAUUUAAUUAUAUCUUGUUUUCUCGGUGAAAUGGAAAAAAAAUGUACUUUUUGUCACCUUUGAAAUACAAUUGAUGUUAACUUUUUUCUCAGAGCAAACAAUUUCUCCAUAAUCACAGCUUAUGUAGGGUUUAAGUCAGAAUAUGAUGGCAUUAUUCUGUCACCAUGGAAAUCAUGACAUCAUUCUGUUACCAUGGAAAUCAUACUGUCAUCUAGUCAUCAUGAAAAUUAUGACAGAUCUGUCACCUGCAUGAGAAUCAUGGUGUCAUUUUGUCACCAUAGAAACCCUGCUAUCCCCACCCAUUCUAUUGCCAUGGAAAUCACGAUGUCAUUUUGUCACCAUAGAAACCCUGCUAUCCCCACCCAUUCUAUUGCCAUGGAAAUCAUGAUGUCAUUUUGUCACCAUAGAAACCCUGCUAUCCCCACCCAUUCUAUUGCCAUGGAAAUCAUGAUGUCAUUUUGUCACCAUAGAAACCCUGCUAUCCCCACCCAUUCUAUUGCCAUGGAAAUCAUGAUGUCAUUUUGUCACCAUAGAAACCCUGCUAUCCCCACCCAUUCUAUUGCCAUGGAAAUCAUGAUGUCACUCUGAAAUCAUUAUUUUGUUCUGGUUGAUUCCACCGACUUUCAUCUAGUUAUGUUUAGAGGAAAUGUAGAGAAUGUGUGAUGAAUCAUUUGUUUCCAUGGUUACUACUAAACUGUGAUACUUUUUCUCAUAUGUAAAUUAGAUAUAUUGAAUGUGAAAGUGGAAUGUUCUUUGACUUGUGGAAUAUCUAGAAGCAUGCAACUUUCAAGAUGUACAUUGUGUUAUUCUAUGUGUAUGUAUCAUAGAAAUUGUAUCAUUGUAGGAUGUACAUGUUGUAAGUAAUAUUGAUUACAGCACUUGAUAAUGUCAAAUGAAAGUUUAGUCGGGGCUGAGCAAUAUCUGGUGUAUUAAUUAGUCUGUGACGACAUUACAAAUUUCCAUUAUGUUGCAGUAUUAGAUAAUAGAUUUGUUUUAUUUGCAUUGUGCAUACUAGAUUUUUUAAAAAUUCAUACACUAUAUACAGUAUAAUAUGUAUUAAGAUACCUAUGUCAAGACAAUUGAGUGCAAUGUUUGUAGGUUGCCUGCAUUCUGAUAUUCACUGUGUGUGACUUAGCCCUGGAUCUAUGUGUCUGCUUUCUCUGCAUGGGUAUCAUAUUCUGAAGAAUUGAGCCAAGGAAACAUGUCUAUUAAGAGAAAUUUCUUACAAUAUUUGUUUUUAAACUGGAAAAUUGAUAAUAAGUCUAAGAGAAGUAUUUGUCUUUGCCUGUAUGUAGCCUACCUUGUACCACUGCUGGCCAAUGUGAUCUGUAAAACAAACUGGUAUUCCUAGUUUGUGCAUGUCAUUCUGUUUGUACACACCUUAUUUACUCUAGGUGUGUUGGCAUUUGUUUACAUAAAUAGUUUGUGUAUGAUGUGAUCAUACUUUGAAUGAAUUGUAAGCAUACACUCAAAAUGUAAGUAUACAUUGUGUUUUUACCAUACACACAUAUACAUUAUGUACAAUGUAUACUUACAAACCUAUGUAAAAAAGUGAACUUCAUCUAUAAUGUAGCUAACUCUGAGUAAACUACAACAGUACAUUCUUUAUAAUGUAACUGGUUACAGAACUCUUUUGUUAUAACAUAACUUGUGUCGUUCCUGUGUAUACCACAUGACAACAGUCCACCUGUGCUAUACAUAGCCUAGUUUGUCGUUUCUCUAAAAGAUGAAGGUGGUGUUUUAAUCAUUGAAAUAAUCUGAUCUGAUGAAAUUGUGUAAAUUAAAGUUAGCUAGACUCAUUCCCGAGUAAAUUUUCUACCACAAUAAGCACUGAUAAGUCAUUACAAUUGUUGUAUAUAUAAGUAUUUAUACUACAUGUGAAUGAAUUGUAUGUCUGUGUGUCUAGAUACAGUGGUAUUUACUGUGUAUCUAGAUAUA